Anthostomella pinea is the source of this 1404-nucleotide messenger RNA. The record is from the annotation of a GenBank genome assembly. Lineage: Eukaryota; Fungi; Ascomycota; Sordariomycetes; Xylariales; Xylariaceae.
AUGCACUUCCGGUGCGCCUCUGUCAUCUCGGUCCUCCCAUUAGUUUCCAUUGCUAUUGCAGCCGAUACGGCGGCGUGGAAGGCCCGGAACAUCUACUUCGCCUUGACUGAUCGUGUCGCUCGCAGCAGCGGUGACGACGGUGGCAAGGCGUGCAGCAGCCUCGGGAACUAUUGCGGCGGCACCUUUCAGGGUCUGGAGUCCAAGCUCGAGUAUAUCCAAGGCAUGGGCUUCGAUGCCAUCUGGAUCACUCCGGUCGUUGCCAAUAAGCAAGGUGGCUACCAUGGGUACUGGGCAGAAGACCUCUACUCCAUCAACAAGAACUAUGGUACGGCCGAUGACCUGAAAAGUCUGGUCAGCGCCGCUCACGCAAAGGGGAUCUACGUCAUGGCAGAUGUCGUCGCGAAUCACAUGGGUCCAGGUGACAUCAGUAGCAACAAGCCUUCGCCAUUGAACCAACAGAGUUCGUACCACUCCCAAGAGGCCCUUUGCCACACUGGUAUCAACUACGCCAAUCAGACCAGCGUCCAAGUCUGCUCCCUCUCUGGUCUUCCCGAUGUCAAGACCGAGGACGAGACUAUCCGCACGCUAUAUCAGAAGUGGAUAAGCUGGCUGGUGUCCGAGUAUGGUUUUGACGGUCUUCGUAUUGACACCGUCAGAGAGGUCGAGAAGGACUUCUGGCCUCCCUUCGUUGCUGCCGCCGGGGUCUACGCAAUCGGCGAGGUCUGGGACGGAGACGCCGAAUACCUUUCGGGCUACGCGGACGUCGUGCCGGGCCUACUCAACUACGCAAUUUAUUACCCAAUGAACAGGUUCUACCAACAGACGGGCUCGAGCCAGGAACUGGUGGACAUGUUCAACGAGAUCACGGACAAAUUCGACGAUCCUGCUGCGUUGGGUAACUUCGUAGACAACCACGACAAUGCCCGGUUUCUGAGCGAGAAGGAUGAUACAGCUCUCCUGAAGAACGCCCUUGCGUACGUCAUCCUUGCGCGAGGUAUUCCCAUCGUCUACUACGGCACCGAGCAAGGCUACUCCGGAGCCAGCGACCCGGCCAACCGCGAAGAUCUCUGGCGAAGCAGUUUCAACACCGACGCAGAUCUCUACCAGGCCAUCUCUCGUCUUCUCGACGCGAAAAAGGCUGUUGGUGGCCUUGGCGGGGACGACCACGACCAUCUAUACGUCGAGGACACCGCCUACGCCUGGAGCCGGGCUUUAGGUAACCUCAUUGUUCUCACGACCAACAGCGGAUCCAAAUCAAGCACACAAUACUGCUUCAACUCGCAGCAACCCAACAAGUCCUGGAAGGACAGCUUCGGCUCUGGCUCGUCUUAUACCGCUGAUGGGAACGGGAAGGUGUGUGUCAAUGUCACCAACGGCGAACCUGUCGUUCUCGUAGCCAGCUGA